AACGUCCUUGAAACGGCAGCAUUCCCUAGCUAUAGACAGUGUAUGUGUUAAGCUGGUGUGAUAAUUUGAUUGAUAGAUUUGCUUUUGUCGAGGCGGCAGCUACUCGAUCGGCAUACUUCUGUGCGGAGGUUUGGUUAUACAAGCGAAACUCACCCCGUUCCGCUACUCGCAACGUCGGGAUCAACCUGCUCCAGAAAGGUUGUAGCAGUUACUUUCAUCUUUACAAUCAUCAAACAUUAGACCGGAGAGACAACACUCGUGAAUAAUGAUUUGCUAAACAAACAACGUGCAAUCGACGAAAGUGCUGGAGACUAAAGGUGGAAUUCAAAUCUAGCAAAUCAUCAUGACGGCUAGCUGACGUUCCUAGUUGUCUGGAUUUGAUACGGUGGAAGAAUUGCAUACAGUCGCUGUUAAGAGACAGAACCGCGUACUUGCGGUUCCGAAACGAUUGUAGACGUAUCGGCAGUAUCGAAUAGCGAAACCUUGCCGCCAAAGCAAGAGGACGAAAUUCACUAGCGUCGCAGCACGCGUUUAGAAGACCUUCCUUCCCCGAACAAGUUUUCGGUGGCCGAAAUUCGUCGCUAGCGAAGAGGGGACCGGUUGCUGGUGUUACAGAUGACCGCGUCUCAUUCCAACGCGACGAUUGUUGCGUGAAGCAGGUGCGUGCCGCGUGUCUGCAACGUGGUGAACUUGAAAGUGCAACCGAAUCAUUUGUAUAGUCGUGCGUAGAAACAGAAAACGUGCAGAUUUUCAUUGGGAAAACUGUUUUCAAAAGAGGAGCAACCACUGACGGAAGCAUCAAGAUGGUAAACAUGAAAGCUGCCCUUGCCAUCGCGUUGGUGUUCGUCGGUUGCUGUAGCAACGUGGUGUUUCUCGAGCUGCUGGUUAAAAUCGAUCCAGGAUCGGGCAAUCUGAUCACUUUCCUGCAGUUCCUUUUCAUUGCACUCGAAGGUUUCCUGUUUACAUCGAAAUGUGGCACCGUACGGCCGCGAAUUGGUCUCAAGGACUACACCAUCCUGGUAGUGAUGUUCUUCGUGGCGAGCGUGUGCAACAACUACGCGUUUGAUUUCAAUAUUCCCAUGCCGCUGCACAUGAUAUUCCGGGCCGGUUCGUUGAUCGCGAACAUGGUCAUGGGCAUACUGAUAUUGAAGAAGCGCUACGACUUUUCCAAAUAUCUUUCCGUCGGUAUGAUAACACUUGGCAUCGUGAUCUGCACGAUCGUGUCCGGCACGAAGGUGGAAAGCACCCAAGUCGUGAAGAAUGCCGCUGACGAGGAUCCGGUUUCGGUGUUUUUCUGGUGGACACUUGGCAUUGCUCUCCUCACGUUGGCGUUGUUCGUGUCCGCCCGGAUGGGACUUUACCAGGAGGUCUUGUACAAGCGGUACGGCAAGCAUCCGAAGGAAGCCCUCUUCUACACGCAUCUUCUACCGCUGCCAUUUUUUGCACUGCUUGCUGGAAACAUUUGGGAGCACAUCCAGCUGGCAAACGCAAGCCCGUUGCAAACUAUUCCAGCGCUAGGGAUAUCCCUACCGAUCACUUGGUUGUACCUUCUGGGUAACGUACUAACGCAGUACGUGUGCAUCAGUUCAGUGUAUGUCCUAACGACCGAAUGCUCCUCGUUGACGGUUACACUAGUGGUAACGUUGCGUAAGUUUGUCUCGCUGCUGUUCUCGAUCGUGUACUUCAGCAAUCCUUUCACCAUACAGCAUUGGAUCGGUACGAUACUGGUGUUUGUUGGCACGAUUAUCUUCACCGAGGUAGUUGGAAAGAUCCUAGCUGCAUUGCAGCCUGCGGUGAAGGAGAAGAAAAAGGUAAAAUAAGUGAGAACCAAUGCUCAGUUGUUGAUAGAAAGGAUAUUUGUUAACAGCAAUAGUGAGAGGCUGAAAAGGUACCCCUAGAAGAAAGAAGCACUUAGAAUAUUAUAGAACGAAACAAACGGUUGCCCUUAUAUAAAAGCAUAUGGACAGUAUGUCCUAGGAUACGUGUUUAGAGCGUGACGUUAGACAGAGGAAUCUUCUUUCGAAUAGCUAAGCUUCUGUUCAAUCCAUUCAAUAACCUUACUCAAAUGGAUAUUUGUUUUAAAAGAAAAGUACGGCUAACAGUUUUUUGGCUUUUGAAAUUCGUACGAAAAAACCCUGCUAAAACGGAAAGGUACGAACUGCCUCGAUAUUUUUAUACCGAAUUUAACAAUUGCGUACCUCAUUGCAAAUUAGUUAGGAGGAAAACUAGCGUUUUGUUUUGGGAUGAUUUUUUACCGAUCGAAUGGAAUAGGUGUGAUGUAGUAUUGUUUCUAGUUUAACCAGUGAUGGUCCUAAUGAUGAUUAGAUGUAAAGGAAUGGCGCAAAAUCAAACUAAUUGAAUGCACACGUGUAAAUUAUUGCUCAUGACGAUUAUGAGAAUUACGUCCGGUGGAUUUCUAUUCUGGAAUAAAGUGACAAAUAAUGAG
Messenger RNA from Anopheles moucheti, 2446 nucleotides. RefSeq names its product UDP-xylose and UDP-N-acetylglucosamine transporter (gene Efr). NCBI's taxonomy places the organism in Eukaryota, Metazoa, Arthropoda, Insecta, Diptera, Culicidae. Gene Ontology annotation, cellular component: endoplasmic reticulum membrane; Golgi membrane. The record is from RefSeq and is a predicted model, not a curated record. The coding region runs from base 804 to 1820 and encodes 338 amino acids. Gene Ontology annotation, biological process: transmembrane transport. The transcript is spliced from 2 exons. Gene Ontology annotation, molecular function: UDP-N-acetylglucosamine transmembrane transporter activity; UDP-xylose transmembrane transporter activity.